UGAUGAUGUUGUAGAGCCCGUUGUCCUCAGAAGGAGGCGAAUUAGCAGCCUUUUGCAUUAGAAUGCGCAAGUGCGCACACUCAAACACCUGAUACGGCUUCAGCUAUUUUGGUUCCUAAACUCGGCGUAUCUGCAACAGUUUGUUUAGCGUAACAAGAAUGGAACGCUGCGGAGAGCCCCAACGCUGAAUUAUCAGAGAACAGCUUAGGAUAAACGUUGGACAGCUGACCUAAAGUCCCAGAAGUCCCAGUCUCUCCUUGCCAACCAUCAUCCUGCUCUGGAACAAAAAACAAUGACUUAGCAAGGAAUCUCGAAGACUCCUUCAGAAUAUUUCGGAAAUGACAUAAAUGAUCCAACAUCCUUUCAAAAAGCUACUUUAUUUUCACAGCAUCUUUGGAACCAGGACCUUGACACCAUGUUGAGGCGGAGAUGUGUCAGUAGACUGAGCUUCUCUGAUUGGUCUGACCCGUGACUGGGUGAAACACUGUUGGGUGGAGGUUAUAUAUGUUGCAUGGAACAUAUGGAGGACUGCGGAACUGCUACAUAACCCAUCUUUCUGACAGAUCAGCUUCCUAGCUGAGAAAUACUUUCAAACAAACACUGUUCUCACCAAUGGUCCCCACAUUAUCUACUUGGACAAGGUACAUUUUUUUAAUCUUCCAGAACCUACUCACCCUUCAUCUCCCAAGAUGCUUUGCCCUCGGAGGAAGAGGCCCACCAAGGAUGCUGACUUCUCUGCCAUCGUCGUGCCGUCCAUGCGGGGCUCCGGUUACCUUGACUACACCAUUGAGAGUCACGCUGGCCGAGCGAUGCAGGCCAUGGAUGAAUUCAGACGCAACGAAGUGCUUUGUGACCUGGUCCUCCACGUCUCGUACAAGGAUAGGACCGUCGACUUCAAGGUACACAAGGUGGUUCUGGCUUCCUGCAGCCUAUACUUCAAAGCCAUGUUCACCAGCAGUUUCAAGGAGUGCCAUGCCUCGGAGGUGACUCUGCGUGACGUCUGUCCCCAGGUGGUGGGGAGGCUCAUUGACUUUGCCUACACCUCCCGCAUUACCAUGGGAGAGAACUGCGUGCUUCACUUCCUGCUGGCAGCCAUGAGGUACCAGAUGGAGGAUGUGGCCAAGGCCUGCUGUGACUUCCUCGUCAAGAACCUGGAGCCUGCCAACGUCAUCGGGAUCGCCCGAUUCGCUGAAGAUAUUGGCUGCACAGAGCUGCACCUUCAGAGCCGCGAGUACAUCAACACACACUUCAAUGAGGUAACCAAGGAGGAGGAGUUCUUCAGCCUGACUCACUGUCAGCUGCUGGAGCUCAUCAGCCAGGACAGUCUGAAGGUGCUGUGUGAGUCUGAGGUGUACAAGGCUUGCACAGACUGGGUGGGUUGGGAUAUGGAAGGGAGGGCUCAGUACCUCCAUGCCCUCCUCAAUGCUGUCCGCAUCUAUGCCCUGCCACCCAAAUUUCUCAAACGCCAGCUGCUCACCUGCCCCAUCCUCAGCAAGGCCAACUCCUGCAAGGACUUCCUGUCUAAGAUCUUCCAGGAGAUGGCCCUGAGGAAGCCCCUCCCCCCCACGCUUUACCGUGGCACCCAGCUCAUCUACGUAGCGGGCGGUUACCGGCAGCACUCCCUGGACUCCAUGGAAGCCUUGGACCCCAGCAACAACACCUGGCUGAAGCUGGCAGACAUGUGGGCCCCCUGUAGCGGCCUGGGGGCCUGUGUGCUAUUCGGCCUACUCUACACGGUGGGGGGCAGGAACCUGUCCUUGCAGAACAACGCUGAGUCUAGCGCUCUCUGCUGCUACAACCCCAUGACCAACCAGUGGAGCCAGCACGCCUCGCUCAACACCCCAAGGAACAGGGUUGGUGUUGGGGUGGUGGACGGCAACAUCUACGCUGUUGGGGGGUCCCAGGGUUCCACACACCACAGCACUGUAGAGAGAUGGGACCCUGAGACCAACCGCUGGACGUUUGUGUCCCCGAUGUCUGUGGCCCGUCUGGGGGCAGGCGUGGGGUCGUGUGGGGGGCAUCUGUAUGUGGUGGGGGGUUUCGACGGGCAAAACCGCUGGAACACAGCCGAAAGGUACCACCCUGACACCAACACCUGGCACCAGCUGGCACCCAUGAGCUCUGUACGCAGCGGACUUGGCUUGGUGUGUGUGGACUCGUAUCUGUAUGCUGUGGGGGGCUAUGACGGCAGGAACCAGCUGAGCUCCAUGGAGCGCUACAGUGUAAGCAGGGACGUGUGGGAGCCCGUGGCCUCCAUGCAGCACUGCCGCAGUGCCCUGGGAGUCACUGUCUACCAGGGACGCAUCUUCGUCCUGGGGGGUUUCAACCAGGCUGGCUUCCUGUCCAGUGUGGAAUGCUACUGCCCCGAUACUAAAGAGUGGACGUAUGUAACAGACAUGCCCCUCGGCCGCAGUGGCAUGGGCAUUGUGGUUACCAUGGAGCCCUGCCCUGGAAACCUGCCAGAGGAGGAGGACGAGGAAGUGACAUAGACGAGAUGGUCACUUCAAAGCCAGGCUAUGACUGCCCAUUAUGACCGCUACAUGACCUCAUCAAGGUGACCAGAUCUGAGUGACACAGUACUCCACUCAGACUGACAGUGCCUUACAGUGACUGCUUUCAUUUCAUUCUGCCAUUUUGUUCCCUCUCUCCACUUUCCUUUUUGCCUUUCUCUGAUUUAUAGUAUCUCAUCUCUCUCUCUCUCAAACGUGGAUUACCACACUGUCGCAUUAGAACGGACAUUGCAGAAAAAACAUGGAGAUUUCCACCCUGUUGUGUGCCAAGAGAAUAUCUGUAUUAGCCUGUACAUGCCUAAAUGAACACUGUGAAGUUUAAAUGCAUUUGCACAGAACUAUUGAUGUGUAUCGAUAUAUUUGUACGAUGCAUAGUUAGAAAAAUACAUGAUUUUAUGAUUACAA
This is a messenger RNA of Osmerus eperlanus (European smelt), 2915 nucleotides long. It is a transcript of the gene keap1a, whose product is annotated as kelch-like ECH-associated protein 1a. The record is from RefSeq and is a predicted model, not a curated record. The transcript has 12 exons. The coding region runs from base 690 to 2489 and encodes 599 amino acids. Gene Ontology annotation, molecular function: protein binding. NCBI's taxonomy places the organism in Eukaryota, Metazoa, Chordata, Actinopteri, Osmeriformes, Osmeridae.